Molecule: messenger RNA, 1238 nt
Organism: Prunus dulcis (almond)
Lineage: Eukaryota; Viridiplantae; Streptophyta; Magnoliopsida; Rosales; Rosaceae
Exons: 1
Molecular function (GO): nucleic acid binding; zinc ion binding
Source: RefSeq, a predicted model, not a curated record
AUGGCUUCAAACAACAACUUGUUACAGCCCCAACUUCCAAAGUUUACAGGGAAGAAUUAUAGUCAAUGGAGCAUCCAAAUGAAGGUGUUGUAUGCUGCUCAAGAUUUGUGGGAGGUGGUUGAAAAUGGCUUUGUGGAGCCAAAUGAUCAAGCAAUCCUCACUCAACAACAACUCACAGAGCUGAAGGAGACACGUAAGAAGGACAAAAAGGCUUUAUUCUUUAUCUUUCAAGCAGUGGAUGAAGCUAUCUUUGAAAGAAUCUCAUCAUGCACUACAUCAAAACAGGCGUGGGACACUCUCUUUGCAUCAUAUAAAGGAGAAGAAAAAGUGAAGAUGGCAAGACUGCAAACUCUAAGAGGUGAGUUUGAUAUGUUACGUAUGAAGGAGUCAGAAUCUGUUGAAGACUAUUUCAAUCGUGUCAUUUCUCUAGUCAACCAACUGAGAAUUAAUGGAGAAAAAAUUGAAGAUCAGAGAGUUGCUGAAAAUAUUCUUCAAAGUAUGUCCCGAAAGUUUGAAUAUAUUGUGGUGGCAAUUGAAGAAUCCAAAGAUCUGUCUACUUUGUCUCUUGACAGUUUAAUGGGUUCUCUUCAAUCCCAUGAGUUACGACUGAAGCAGUUUGACUCUGGCCCUGUUGAGCAAGCUUUUCAAUCUCAAGUCUCAUUCAGAGGAAGUUCUAGAAGAGGAGGAGGCGGCUUUACUCGUGGACGAGGAAGAAAUAAUCAAGGACGUGGCUAUGCAAAUGACCAGAAAGAAACUAAUGAUGAAGGCUCUGCACGAGAUUAUGGUUAUCCAAGAGGAAGACGGGAUUAUGGUUAUCAAAGAGGAAGAGGAGAUUAUGGUUUUCCAAGAGGAAGAGGAGAUUAUGGUGGUUAUUCAAGAGGAAGAGGAAGAGAACAAGGUUCCUCUCUUUCUAAUAUUCAGUGCUACAAUUGCAAGCAAUAUGGGCACAUCAAGUCAACAUGCAAAAACAAAACAAAUGGAGGAGCCGAAUCAAGCUUUGUGCAUGAAAAAGCUUCUGAAAGGGAAAAUGAUAAUGUGGUUCUACUUGCAUAUGCAGCUGCCAGGGAAGGAAACGUGUGUGCAGAAAAAUGGUAUCUUGAUAGCGGAUGUAGUAAUCACAUGACAGGCAACAAAAGUGCCUUUGUCAAUUUCAAGCAUACCAACAACUCAGAAGUAAGGAUUGGUGAUGGUGGAAAGCUAGUGGCCAAAGGAUGUGGAGAUAUUCUUUUUCUGUCCAA